This is a messenger RNA of Sinocyclocheilus anshuiensis, 508 nucleotides long. Its product is annotated as alpha-mannosidase 2C1-like. The transcript is spliced from 3 exons. Lineage: Eukaryota; Metazoa; Chordata; Actinopteri; Cypriniformes; Cyprinidae. Gene Ontology annotation, biological process: oligosaccharide catabolic process. Gene Ontology annotation, molecular function: alpha-mannosidase activity. The annotation marks the transcript as partial. The record is from RefSeq and is a predicted model, not a curated record.
GAAGAAGAAGGUCAUGGUGCUAUAUUUUGGAUGGCGUAAAACAUAAUGCAAUGGCGUCCUCUAAUGUUCAUUAGUCGAAGAACGCGGCAUUUACAGCUGAUUGUUGUCAAUGUACUUCCGGGUACAAGUGCAGAGACGCGUCUGCAGCUGAUCUGUUUAUUCAUAAGUACGUUAGUUUUUAAUCAUGUACCACCAACCCGUACUGAAAAACAGACGGACUCUACUAGAGCGAGCAGAGAAGUUUAUCUCUGAUAUAUAUUUCACAGACUGCAAUCUUAGAGGAAGACUGUUUGGAGACACUCAUCCGCUUGAAUCCGUCUCUGUGUUCCUGUCAGAGAAGCGUAUUCUUUAUUCAGAGGCCAUCCAGCAAAGCUUUCAGCCUUGUAAAGUUGGUGACGUGUUCGGGCCCACAUGGUGGACGUGCUGGUUCAAAGUGGUCUUGAAGAUCCCCGAGGCCUGGAGAGGGAAGGAGGUGCACCUGAGAUGGGAGAGCGAUGGAGAGGGAAUG